Molecule: messenger RNA, 1623 nt
Organism: Nomascus leucogenys (northern white-cheeked gibbon)
Lineage: Eukaryota; Metazoa; Chordata; Mammalia; Primates; Hylobatidae
Product: PNMA family member 6F
Source: RefSeq, a predicted model, not a curated record
AUGGCUCUGGCGAUGCUUCAGGACUGGUGCAGGAAGAUGAGUGUGAACGCAGAGCGCUCCCUGCUCAUCCUGGAUAUCCCUGACGACUGCGAGGAACAUGAGUUCCAGGAGGCCGUGCGGGCUGCCCUGGCGCCCCUGGGCAGGUACCGAGUGCUCAUCAAGGUCUUCAGAAAGGAGCUCGGGGCCAGGGCAGCCUUGGUGGAGUUCGCUGAGGGUUUAAACCGAAGCUUGAUUCCCCGCCAAAUAGCAGGCAAAGGGGGACCCUGGAAAGUGAUCUCACUGCCCCAGGCCCCUGGUGCUGAGUUUCAGGAUAUGCCCAGUUUCCCUGCACAGCCCCAGGGGCAAGCAGUGGCCAGAGGUGUAGGUGAGGCAGGAGCUGCAGGUGAGGCAGGAUCUGUAGGUGAGGCAGGAGGUGUGAAUGAGGAAAGAUCUGCAGGUCAAGAUGAGGCAGGAGGUGCAGGUGAGGCAGGAGGUGCAGGUGAGGCAGGAGGUGCAGGUGAGGCAGGAGGUGCAGGUGAGGCAGGAGCUGCAGGUGAGGCAGGAGGUGCAGGUGAGGCAGUAGGUGCAGGUGCGGUGGAGGCCUGGACCCAGUCAUGGCGCCAGACCCUGCGGCCUCUGGUGAAAACUAUGGCCUACCGGGAACUGAGACCCUUUUCCGGGAGGGAGCAGCCAGGCUGCGUGGAAGAGUCCUUUGAGAGCUGGUUGGAGGACGCCAAAGAUAUGCUGCAGCUGUGGUGCCACGCGUCGGAAAGGGAGAGAAGGAGGCGGCUGCUGGACAGCUUGGAUGGCCUGGCCCUGGAUAUCGUGAGCGGCCUCCUGGAGGAAGAUCCAGACUUCUCUGCGCAGGACUGCCUGACGGCGCUGGGGCAGGUGUUUAGGAGCCGGGAUACAUGGAUGACCUCGCGGAUGAAGUUCCUGACCUGCACGCAGGGGCCCCAGGAGGGGCUGUUUGCCUUCGUGGUGCGCCUGGAAGGCCUGCUGCAGAAGGCCGUGGAGAAGGGGGCCGUCCACCCAGCCAUGGCCAACCACCUGCGACUGCGGCAGGUGCUGUCUCGGGCCCGCCCCAGCGAGGCACUCCAGGAUACCCUGAGGAGGAUGCAGCUGGAGAGGAGGCCACCCGGCUUCCUGAGGCUGCUGCGGCUCAUCCGGGACAUGGAGGCGUGGGCAGCCUCCCCAGCGAGGAGCCAGCAGGGUGUGCCCUGGGCAGCGGCCCCAGUGGAGAGUGAAGACCCACCUGCUGCCCAGACCUCCCCAGCCCAGGGGGACGCCAGCCAGGCUGAUCCGGGAGCAGAAGAUGCUGCUGAGGCUGCUUCCGCCACCAAAGAGGCCGCCAGGGGCGCCCCUGCCACUGGGGAAGGUGAAAAUGCCCCUGCAGGCCUUCAAGGCCUAGGUCAGGCAAGGUCCCCCGACGCCCCUGGGGGCCUCCCAGCCAGGAUGGGCAGUGCAGUUGACAUGGCCCCAGGAGGUCCCAGCUGGGAGCCAGAGGGCCUUGUCCAGGUCGGAGGCCAGGAGGCUGAGGAGCCUCCCCAGGAGGGGCUCAAGCCCAUCUUAGAGGAGUCAGAAAGCGAGGAUGAGGACGGGGCUGGGGAGGCGGGCAAGCCCAAGUCCCCCCCAGGGAAAUAG